AUGAUUGCGGAAGGUUUGGGAAUAAAGAAUAUCGUACCAGCUUAUCGUAGUCCAUUCCUUCAACCCAACGAUAUCUUAACCGGUGUUAGUUUUGCUUCUGGUGGUUCUGGUUUAGAUCCAAUGACCGCAAGAAUUCAGGGAGUUAUUUGGGUACCAGAUCAGUUAAAGGACUUCCAAGCUUACAUAGCACAGCUAAACAGCAUAACGGGAGAUGAAGAGAGAACGAGAUCAAUCAUCUCUAACGCAGUGUAUGUCAUUUCCGCUGGAAAUAACGAUAUUGCCAUUACGUAUUUCUCAAAUCCAGUAAGAAACACUCGAUACACUGUCUUCUCCUACACCAACAUGAUGGUUUCAUGGACUGAAUCAUUCAUGAAGGAGCUAUAUAAUAUGGGAGCGAGAAAAUUUGCGGUAAUGGGAACGUUACCAUUGGGAUGCCUACCAGGAGCAAGCAACGUUCUUGGAGGGGUUUGUCUAGAACCCGCAAACGCAGUCGCUAGACUCUUUAACCGAAAGCUUGCGACCGAAGUCAACAAUCUCAACUCAAUGCUCCCAGGCUCUCGUUCCAUCUACAUCGACAUGUAUAGUCCUCUUCUUGAACUCGUCAAGAACCCUCUAAGAUACGGAUUUACUUCGCCGACAAGGCCUUGCUGUUGUUCUCCGGCGGCUCCGAUACCGUGCUUGGAUGCAUCUCGACAUGUGUUUUGGGACAUUGGACACCCAACCCAGAAAGCUUAUCAGACUAUUAUCCCUCCCAUUAUCCAACAGAUCCAACAAAGCUUCGCUUGA
Messenger RNA from Thlaspi arvense, 786 nucleotides. The record is from the annotation of a GenBank genome assembly. NCBI's taxonomy places the organism in Eukaryota, Viridiplantae, Streptophyta, Magnoliopsida, Brassicales, Brassicaceae.